AUGCAGCCGGCCAACGAUUGCUGCUGUCGAUGCGGCUCGCCGUGCCAAUUCGUCGCUCGUCACCGAACACUUGGAAGCAAGCUCUUCACCACUGAAAGCGCCGAAGAGGAGGACCCGACGUGCAACAGCAAGAAGCUUCGUCGAGUGAUGCGAAACAAUAUGUCGACGGAUCCGACGGUCUCGAAGCGAGCCAUUCAGAAGGCCGCCGAGGAGAAGCUGUUCGGCAAAUUCAACGUGAUCUGCGCCAAGGGCGAUUUCUCCUAUGUCGCUUACACCGAGACUUAUUGUCAGGUCGCCAAUGAUGACGUCACGUGUUACGCAUUCCGACCGAUGUAA
This is a messenger RNA of Caenorhabditis bovis, 336 nucleotides long. The record is from the annotation of a GenBank genome assembly. Lineage: Eukaryota; Metazoa; Nematoda; Chromadorea; Rhabditida; Rhabditidae.